AUGCCCUUCUGGACACUGUACACGUGUGGAGGUGCCAAUACCAAAUGUUGGAGUUACAAGUCGCCCUUAUUUUUGUCACAGCAUUUUCCUGCUUUUCUGUUCAAUAUAAACUACUUUAUAUUUUACCUUUUGUGGAUGAUGGAAUCUACACCAUAUUAUAAAGAAAAAGCUUGUCAGUUGCUCUGCUUAUUCUUUUUGUCGAUCCGGUCAUUCAAUCCUUAUUUAACAACAAAGUGCCCUUACAAUUCUUCGAUUUAUCCAAUCAAUUUUCUAUACUACUCCUUUUUGGUGGUUGUGACAAUUGCCCCAUAUAACAACACGCGCAACAACAAUAUGUAUAUAUUCGCGCAACAACAAUCUACGCAAUAUUUGGAGUUAUGCUUACCAUAG
Meloidogyne enterolobii is the source of this 390-nucleotide messenger RNA. The record is from the annotation of a GenBank genome assembly. Lineage: Eukaryota; Metazoa; Nematoda; Chromadorea; Rhabditida; Meloidogynidae.